Molecule: messenger RNA, 1149 nt
Organism: Recurvomyces mirabilis
Lineage: Eukaryota; Fungi; Ascomycota; Dothideomycetes; Mycosphaerellales; Teratosphaeriaceae
Exons: 2
Coding region: 1-1149 (382 amino acids)
Biological process (GO): D-sorbitol catabolic process
Molecular function (GO): zinc ion binding; L-iditol 2-dehydrogenase (NAD+) activity
Source: RefSeq, a predicted model, not a curated record
AUGUCCGUCCAGGUCAAAGCGUCGGUAUUGCACAGUGCCAAAGACUUACGCAUAGAACCUCGCGACCUCUCAUCACCUGAAGCCGACGAGAUCCAGAUCCGAAUAGCUUCUACGGGCCUUUGCGGCAGCGAUCUACACUACUACCAGCAUUUUCGUAACGGCGACAUCCUAGUCCGAGAGCCUCUGGCCCUUGGUCAUGAAUCUGCUGGCGUAGUGACAGCAGUCGGCCCCUCCGUAUCGAAUUUCAAAGCCGGUGACAAAGUUGCUCUCGAAGUUGGUCUACCAUGCGGGAAAUGCUCAAGAUGUGAAGAAGGACGAUAUAACAUCUGCAAAGAGAUGAGGUUCAGGAGUAGUGGCAAAAGCUUCCCACAUUUUCAAGGGACGCUGCAAGAGCGAAUUAACCAUCCGGCAGCUUGGUGUCAUAAGCUGCCAGAAGAUGUGAGUCUAGAUGUCGGAGCACUGCUGGAGCCAUUGGGUGUGGCUCUUCAUGCCUUUCGCCGGAGUCAGAUGCACGACGAUGCUACGGUCUUGGUGUUUGGUGCGGGUGCAGUAGGUCUCCUAUGUGCAGCGGUAGCAAAGCUCAAGGGGGCAAAGAAGGUCAUAAUAGCAGACAUUGAUGCUGGUAGACUCGAGUUUGCCGUACAAAACGGUUUUGCACACAGCUCGUAUACGGUGCCGAUGCGGAGAGGAAAAGACACUGAUGAGAGUCUGGCGAUCGCAAAGGAGACGGCAGAAGCCAUCGGCAAAGUUGACAGCGCGGGCGAGGUCGACACGGUCUUCGAGUGCACAGGUGUACCAUCAUGCGUGCAAGCCAGCAUAUAUGCAACACGUCCUGGAGGCCGGUUAAUGCUCGUGGGUAUGGGACACCCAGUCCAGACGAUACCACUCGGAGCAGCUGCGUUACGGGAAGUCGACAUAGUCGGGGUCUUCAGAUACGCGAACACGUAUCCGGAAAGUAUCGAGAUCGUGCAGCAGGCAGCUUGUUCGUCAGACGGACCAGACUUCUCAAAGCUGGUAACGCAUCGGUUCAGCGGUUUGGCUGAUGCAUCAAAAGCCUUUGAGAUGGCUGGGAAGACGAAAGAUGCAGAUGGGAAGCUUGUCAUUAAAGUCGUAAUAGAUAGUAGUGAUGGAGCUGGCUCGAAGCUGUGA